AUGUCGAUCUCAGAUGCAGCCAAGGGCCGGUUUGGAGCCUAUGCGGGGAAGCAGAAGUAUGGAGCAUCUCGUCAUGAAUUUCUGGUGGAUUGGAAUGGUGUCCGUAUGACGAUGCAGAAUGACAGAGGUGGGAUCGCCAAGGAUGUCUAUGACAAUGGCACCCGUUGCACAGAUCUUUAUGCUAUCUUGCACCAGAUUCUGAAGGAGGAAUUAUCGAGCAAGGUGAAGGCGGCGGUGCCUACACCGCUGGUUUCUACGGAAUGGACAAUGGCUUAUGUGUUGAUGGAAGCAAGAACAACGAGAAUGUUGUUGGUAAAUCCUGCGCCCCAACUUAAGGUUUUAGCAGAAUCCAUAUCGAAUGACCAUGCGUUGAAAGUAGUGUAUCCUAAGGAAUUUAAGUUCAAUGCUUUCAAAGCUGUACUUACUGCGGCCUGGACCUCGUGGCUCAAUGGGGAUUGGAACCUGACGGUGCGAGAUGAAAAGGCCAAGAAGACUACUGCAGGUGCCACUGAAGGUACACAGGAAGACACCCUGGCUAAUAGCCUAAUGACUGCUGCUAAAAAAAACUUAUUAGCAAUGACGAUGUUGUGGAAGCAAAGGGCUCAAGCGGUGGCCUGUCUGGUGGAACCAGUGCUAGCAGACACCUUUGUCAAAGCUGACAUAGAGACGAUGUUGAGAUAUCCAGUGUUUGGGGAAGAGGUCAUGACAAAACUCAAGGCCACUGAAGUGGACUUAAGAAACUUUGCCAUUGCUUGCUACCCUUUAGAGAAAGAUAGAGUGGCGGUAGAAAGCGCUUAUGAAGCAGGUGAACCCCCCCUGGUUGUUAAAAUCCAGAGUGACUUACUGCUAGUAAGAAGGCCGUCCGCACAAGAGGGCAAUCGUGCUGGAGGUGUGGUAGGAGCCUUGGGGCAGGUACCGGGCUCGGAUCGUUACUCUGGUUGUCACUCCUGCGGAAGUGCGAGUUAUCUUGAGAGAGACUGUGUUGCCAAGACCAGCAGCAGAACUGUCCCACAAGGUGCUGCGCAGAAGUUCAAGAAGCGGAAAAAGGAAGCGCUUAAGAGAAAGUGGGAUGAGGCGGCUGUGGUAGUAGCAUUGAAGCAUGUAUCUAAGGAUGGCGCUAAGGAUGCGGUAGUAAGCAACAAGAGCAAUGACAAGGUGUCGGUGGUGGCAAGUGCCACUAACUUCGUGACCCCGGGACAGGAGUGA
Molecule: messenger RNA, 1206 nt
Organism: Sphaeroforma arctica JP610
Lineage: Eukaryota; Ichthyosporea; Ichthyophonida
Exons: 3
Coding region: 1-1206 (401 amino acids)
Source: RefSeq, a predicted model, not a curated record